UAAAAGAGCAUAUUACUCUAUCAAUCUAACAUUUCAUGAAAAGGAAACAAAAUUGAUUGAGAUUUGCGCAAUUCGCUUCGAUCCUUACUUGAAUUCGCUCCACUUUAUGCCGCGCUUCGAUGCUCGAAGCUGUUUUCUCUUUCAAAAUUGAAGAUUCUGAAGAAUGAGGGCAUCGAACGAAGCUUCCACCAGCAUUGAGCUGGCGAACAGUUUAUUUCGAGGCCGAUCUGAGGUGACACUUGAUUUAAUUGCUGCGGUCAAGGGACUGCAUGAGCUUAGUCCUCAACAGCUUGGCAAACUAAUCAAAGAUUCUGGGAACAAUGUGGUCAGGCACAUUGCUGAGGAUGGAUCAUGUAUACAGGUUGACUUGGAAAAAUUUGCAAGGUAUCUUCCUCUUCAUCUUAUUGCAGUGAUUAUGGCUUGGGAAAGGGACAAAUCAACAUUCAAGUAUUUGUUAUGUGGAAUUCUUCUCUUGCACUCCAUGUGUGAUCUUGCCUCUCGGGUACCCAAAAUUGAGCAGAUAUUGCUUGAUGAUGUGAAGAUAUCAGAACAGCUAAUUGACCUGGUCUUUUAUCUGCUAGUUCUCCUUGGUGCAUACAAACAGGAAACUCACACCAUUCCCAAUGACAUGGUUCUUCUUCAUUCAGCUCUGGUUGCUUGCAGUCUAAAAUUGUUGACAGUCAUUGUUUCUCCACAGUACCAAGAGGUUGCUCAAGUUUUGACUGCAUAUUACAAGGUGGACAUAUUCAUGGAGGCAGCAUUCUCUGCUGUUUGUGUUGAUGUCAAGUUUCUGCAGACCAAACUGUCUGCUCAACAUGGCGAUUCAUCUGGAAGUGCUUCCCCUACUGCUGAAGAGACCUUGAAUCACCUUUGCCAGCAGUGUGAUUCUUCUCUUCAAUUUCUACAGUCCCUGUGUCAGCAAAAGUUGUUUCGGGAAUGCGUUGUUAAGAACAAGGAGUUAUGUGGCAAUGGUGGUGUUCUUGUUCUGGUUCAGGCCGUCAUGAACUUAAAGUUAUCAGGCUCAGACAAUACCUCCUCGUACUUGGCUGCUACCUCUCGUCUAAAAUCUAAAGCUUUAUCUAUUCUUUUGCACCUUUGUGAAGCAGAAAGUGUAUCCUACCUUGAUGAGGUGGCCAGCAAUACUGCUAGUCAGGAUUUGGCAAAGUCUGUCGGACUCGAGGUUCUUGACUUGCUGAAAAAACUGUUUGGUAUAGAUUCCACACAGUUAAAUGCUCCCUCUGAGGUAAGCUACCCAAAGGGGCAACUGGAACUUAAUGCAAUGCGCCUGGCAGAUGUUUUCUCAGAUGAUUCAAAUUUUCGAUCGUUCAUCAUGAUAAAUUUUAGGGAAGCUUUAGCAGCAAUCUUUCUACUCCCUCAUGGAGAGUUUGUAUCUGGCUGGUGCUCAUCUGAUCUUCUAGUUUCUGAAGAGGAUGCGCCAUUAGAUGUUCCUCGGUCGUCUUAUGCCCAUCAGAGAACGUCUUUGUUGAUUAAAGUGAUUGCAAACCUUCAUUGCUUUAAUCCUGAUGUAUGCCAGGAUGAGAAAGAUCUGUUUCUCAACAAGUUCAUUCAGUUCAUACAGAAUGACUAUCAGAAACUGUCAGAUGGGUUCCUCUCUACUUCCGAAGCUGACAAAGUUUCCACAGUUAGCAAGAACUUAUGUUCACUGUUAAGUCAUGCAGAAUCUUUAGUUCCAGAAUUUUUGAAUGAAGAUGAUGUACAGCUGCUGAGGUUAUUUAUAAGUCAAUUUGAGUCGCGGAUCGUUCGUGCUGCAUCUGAAGGUCAUCUGGUCAAUGAUGAGAAAAAUGCAGUGGUGUAUUCUUUACCCUUACACAGAGAAAUAAGCCCAGGUCAUGGAAAUAAUGUUGUCAACAUGGGACAGGGCACACUGAACCUUGGUUUCCGAGAAGUGGAUCAAUUUGAUGCAACCAGGAAUGGGGAUGAGCAAUUUUUUGAUAGGAAGAACUCUGGGAUGAUGGAGCAGGACAAAUCCAAUGGGGCCUCUGUAAAUUCGCGAGAUAAUGAGAAAGAUGCUCAAGCUUUUGAUACAAGUGGGUCAGAUUCCAGCCCCACACGAGGAAAGAUCCACUUUGAUCAAAUGGGUGUUGAUCGUAUCAAGCGACAUAGCUUUGACGAAACUGCUGAAGAGGAAAAAAUCGAUCCUCUACAUUCUGAAGAGAAGCAGCAAAGGAAACGCAAGAGAACUGUAAUGAAUGAUAAACAGAUAGCUCUUAUUGAAUCUGCACUUAUAGAUGAACCUGAUAUGCACCGCAAUGCACCUGUACUACGGUUGUGGGCUGAUAAAUUGAGUAUUCAUGGUGCCGAGGUUACAACUUCAAGGCUAAAAAAUUGGCUGAAUAAUCGGAAAGCUAGGCUGGCACGUGCAGCUAAAGAUGCCCGUGUAUCAUAUGAUGGAGACAGUGCUGACAGACUAGGAAUCUCUGGGCAACUUGACUCACCCCGGAGCUCUAUGGAUGAUGCCCAUAUCUCAUUUUCUGCAAGAGGGAACAUUGCUGAUGAGGUUACCAACAUUGCAGUAGUAGCUAAUGCGGACGAAGACUUGGGGACUCCAUGUGCUGCACCUAUGGAUAUUGAGGUUACAGACAUUGAAGUGGUAGCUAAUACGGACGAAGACUUGGGGACUUCACGUGCUGCACCUAUGGAUAUUGAGGUUCCAGACAUUGAAGUGGUAGCUGAAACGGACGAAGACUUGGGGACUUCACGUGCUGCACCUACGGAUAUUGCAACACCAAGCUUGUCCUUCGGACUGGGGCAAUAUGUAAUGCUUGUUGACGAGAGAGGGGGGGAGGUUGGGAAAGGUGUAGUGUUUCAAAUUAGUGGACAAUGGUGUGGGAAAAGCUUGUAUAAUUCUGGCAUGUGCGUUGUGGACAUCAAGGAACUCUCAGUCGACAAAAGUUCCAACGUUCUACACCCUGUGGAGGGCACAUGCGACUCAUUUUAUCAGACUGAAGAAAGAUUUGGUUUGAUACGAGUCUUGUGGGAUGUGAACAAAGUCUUUCUCUACUUUCAGCCCGGGGAAUACGUGAUGCUUCGGGGCGAUAAACAACAGGAGAUUGGGAAGGGCACGGUUUUUCAAGCACGUGGGUAUUGGAAUGGGGUGUAUUUGGAACAAUCUGGGAUGUGCGUGGUUGACAUCAAGAAAUUAUCAAUCGAUAGAUUUGCUGACCUUCCGCAUCCAGUGGAAGCAACGGGCAACUCGUUCUAUCAGUCUCAGAAAAGGAUUGGUGUGAUGAGAGUUCUGUGGGAUUCAAACAAACUCUCCCGGUUGCAAGCUUACAAACGGGCUCAUGCUUGAUAGUAUCUGUUGGGUUCAUCUUGUUUGUCAAGUUCGAAAUUUGAAGGCAAGCAAAUGUAGUAACUGUAACUAUUGUGAAGUGCUACUGUUGCUGAUAGUAUAACAUGGAGGUUAUUUUGUUGUUGUUAA
Salvia hispanica is the source of this 3442-nucleotide messenger RNA. Its product is annotated as sequence-specific DNA binding transcription factor ATNDX. Lineage: Eukaryota; Viridiplantae; Streptophyta; Magnoliopsida; Lamiales; Lamiaceae. Gene Ontology annotation, biological process: flower development. The record is from RefSeq and is a predicted model, not a curated record. Gene Ontology annotation, molecular function: single-stranded DNA binding.